Molecule: messenger RNA, 1164 nt
Organism: Linum tenue
Lineage: Eukaryota; Viridiplantae; Streptophyta; Magnoliopsida; Malpighiales; Linaceae
Source: the annotation of a GenBank genome assembly
AUGGGCGGCAACAACAAAAGCCAAACCCCGCCGCUUCUUCCCACCAACACCGGAUCAUCGUCAAUCCCACUCACUUCCGGUCUCUCCAUCGGGUCAGGCAACUACUACGUGAAACUCGGGAUCGGAUCCCCGGCCAAAUACCACGCGAUGCUGAUGGACACGGGGAGCUCUCUUUCGUGGAUGCAGUGCAAGCCCUGCGUCAUCUACUGCCACUCCCAGGCCGACCCUGUUUUCGAUCCCUCUGCUUCUUCCACCUACUCCAAGCUAUCCUGCGCCACGCCUGAGUGCUCUUCGCUCAAGGCCGCCACGUUGAAUGAUCCAGCCUGCGAGGCUGAUUCCAAUGCUUGUAUCUACACUGCGAGCUACGGUGACGCCUCCUAUUCCAUCGGCUACCUUGGCAAAGACGUCCUCAACCUUUCCCCUGCAGCUGGCUCUGGCUCGCAGCAGAGGUUUACUUUCGGGUGUGGGCAGGAUAACCAAGGCCUCUUUGGCAGGGCUGCUGGGAUUCUUGGAUUGGCGCGCGACAAGCUCUCCUUCUUAUCCCAACUGCUGCAGGUAGCUUCUAAUGGCUUCUCGUAUUGCCUCCCGACCGCAACUCCAGCGGCGUCAUCCUCCGGUGGAGGCUACUUAUCACUCGGCAGCUCCGCCUUGUCAUCCCUACCCUACAAAUUCACACCGAUGCUCACCGAUCCCAAAAACCCUUCCCUCUACUUCCUCGACCUCACCGCCAUCACUGUCGCGGGGAAGCCGUUGCCGGUCAGCCCAGACUCCUACAGAGUCCCAACGAUUCUGGACUCCGGGACUGUGAUCACACGAAUCCCCGCCGCCGCCUAUACGGCGCUGCAGGCCGCCGUGGUGAAGGCGGUCUCGGGGAAGUUCGCUCAGGCUCCCGCGUAUUCCAUACUGGAGACUUGCUUCAAGGGGAAGCUGAGCGAGAUGGCGGCGGCAGUUCCCCGGGUCGGGCUGGUGUUCCGGGGCGGGGCGGGCUUGGAUCUGCUGCCCCGGAACCUGCUGGUGGAGGUUCCAGAGGACGGGAUCACUUGCUUGGGCUUUGCCAAGAGUCCCACAAUUGCCAUCAUUGCCAACCGUCAGCAGCAGACGGUCAACGUGGCCUACGAUGUUGCCAACUCCAGGAUUGGCUUCGCUCCCGGUGGCUGCCAUUGA